Messenger RNA from Sarcophilus harrisii (Tasmanian devil), 2319 nucleotides. RefSeq names its product ATP-dependent translocase ABCB1. Gene Ontology annotation, cellular component: membrane. Gene Ontology annotation, molecular function: ABC-type transporter activity; ATP hydrolysis activity; ATP binding. The record is from RefSeq and is a predicted model, not a curated record. The transcript has 14 exons. The coding region runs from base 1 to 2319 and encodes 772 amino acids. NCBI's taxonomy places the organism in Eukaryota, Metazoa, Chordata, Mammalia, Dasyuromorphia, Dasyuridae. Gene Ontology annotation, biological process: transmembrane transport.
AUGUUGUGCUACCGGACCCACCUGCCAGUGGUUGCUGGAGAUCUAACUCAGAGAAUGGAUCUCUUCAUGUCAGAGGAAGAUGACAAUACAAGGAGCCUAAGAGGCAGUUGCUGUUCUCUGACCUCUCCACUGAGAAGCUGUUGCAAAUAUGAAACCAAGGUAGGAGACAAAGGGACUCAGCUCUCAGGAGGUCAGAAACAGCGUAUUGCUAUUGCUCGAGCCCUCAUCAGAAAUCCUCAGAUCCUGCUAUUGGAUGAAGCAACUUCAGCCCUGGAUACAGAAAGUGAAAAGGUUGUCCAAGAAGCCCUGGACAAGGCCAGAGAAGGGCGUACAUGUAUUGUGAUCGCUCACCGCCUCUCCACCAUCCAGAAUGCCGACCUUAUCGUGGUUUUCCAGAAUGGCAAGGUCAAAGAGCAGGGAACACACCAACAGCUGCUGGCUCAGAAAGGCAUCUACUUUUCAAUGGUCAACGUUCAAAGUGGGGCAAAGCGCAUUGCUUUGGUACUUGCUGCCUACAUUCAGGUUUCAUUCUGGACCUUAGCUGCUGGACGGCAAGUUAAGAAAAUUAGAGAAAAUUUUUUCCAUGCAAUAAUGCGCCAGGAAAUUGGUUGGUUUGAUAUCCAUGAUGUGGGGGAACUGAACACUCGACUAGCUGAUGAUGUCUCCAAAAUUAAUGACGGAAUUGGAGACAAAAUAGGAAUGCUCUUUCAAGCAGUAGCAACAUUCCUCACAGGUUUUAUAGUUGGAUUUACAAGAGGCUGGAAGCUAACUCUUGUGAUUCUGGCCAUCAGUCCUGUCCUUGGCCUGUCAGCUGCCAUCUGGGCAAAGAUAUUGUCUUCCUUUACUGAAAAAGAAUCAUUAGCAUAUGCAAAAGCUGGAGCAGUAGCUGAAGAGGUCCUUGCAGCAAUUAGAACUGUAAUUGCUUUUGGAGGACAAAAGAAAGCGCUUAAAAGAUACAACAGAAAUUUAGAAGAAGCUAAAAAUAUUGGGAUAAAGAAAGCUAUUACAGCCAACAUUUCAAUGGGAAUUGCCUUCUUACUGAUAUAUGCCUCAUAUGCACUGGCAUUCUGGUAUGGGACCUCUUUGAUCCUCUCCAAAGAAUACAGUAUUGGACAAGUACUCACUGUCUUUUUUUCAAUAUUAAUGGGAGCUUACAGUAUUGGACAAGCAUCACCAAACAUUGCAGCUUUUGCUAAUGCAAGAGGUGCAGCCUGUGAAAUCUUCAGGAUAAUUGAUAAUAAUCCAACUAUUGACAGCUAUUCGAUGAAUGGCCAUAAACCAGAUAAUAUUAAAGGAAACUUAGAGUUCAAAAAUGUUCAUUUCACUUACCCAUCUCGGAAAGAGGUCAAGAUUUUGAAGGGCCUCAAUCUCAAGGUUUACAGUGGACAAACAGUAGCCUUGGUUGGAAACAGUGGCUGUGGAAAAAGUACAACUAUUCAAUUGAUACAGAGAUUAUAUGAUCCCACAGAAGGCAUGGUCACCAUUGAUGGACAGGAUAUUCGAACCCUAAACGUAAGAUAUCUGCGGGAAAUUACUGGAGUUGUGAGUCAAGAACCAGUACUCUUUGCAACUACAAUUGCUGAAAACAUUCGCUAUGGCCGUGAAGAUGUCACCAUGGAAGAGAUUGAAAAAGCUGUCAAGGAAGCCAAUGCCUAUGACUUUAUCAUGAAACUUCCUCAUAAAUUUGAUACUUUGGUUGGAGAAAGGGGAGCCCAGCUGAGUGGAGGUCAGAAGCAGAGAAUAGCAAUUGCCCGAGCUCUGGUUCGGAAUCCCAAGAUCCUUCUGCUUGAUGAGGCAACAUCAGCCUUAGACACGGAAAGUGAAGCCGUUGUACAAGUGGCACUGGAUAAGGCAAGAGAAGGACGCACCACUAUUGUGAUAGCCCAUCGUUUGUCUACAGUCCGUAAUGCAGAUAUUAUAGCUGGCUUUGAGGGCGGCGUAAUUGUGGAGCAAGGAAACCAUGAUGAAUUAAUGAAACAGGAAGGUGUUUACUUCAAACUUGUUACCAUGCAGACAACAGGAAAUCAGAUUGAAUCAGAGGGCGAUUCAGAUGGAGUGAAAAACAAAAUAAAUACCUCAGAACCAGCUACAAAAGGUUUUGAAUCCAGGAACCUAAAAAGACGAUCAAGUCUCUCAAGUGUCAAGAAGACACAGACCUUGAAUGAGGGGAAUGCAGGGUCUGGGAAUUACAGUUGCCAUAGUCCAGGGGCAAACAAUCGGCUAUAUGAGGAGUUGAUCUAUAAGCCUGCUUCCCUUCACCUGGGUGAAUUCCCCUUCAUUCAUUUUCUCUGCAUAUUUAAUGAGAUUGUUUGGGUGUAA